GUCGGCCCUGCUCGCUCGUCCCGCGGCAGUGUCCGCCAGACUGCCGAGCGCGCCGGGCCUCCCGCUUCCCCGCGCCUCGCUCGGCCACGCCGCGUCCCGUGAUCGAACCAUACAAAACCUCUAGUUAACAUCCGUCGCGAGUGCAUUAUGACACUAGUGAGCUAGCGGGCCGCUGUGACGGUGUCAAAUAAUUGAUGUGUAUGUGUUCACGUGCUAGUGUGUUGUGUUAGGUUGGGCCCGUGACGAAAAACGUUCGUGGUGGCCAGCGGAGCCUUGCACCCGGGCUCGGGCCGAGCUUUCAUGGCUCAGCCUAGGUACGACGAAAGCCUCCACGGCGGAGGCUACAUGGAGGGAGGCGCGAUGUACCACGAGCACAGACUGUCCCAUCCUCACCUGCCGCCAGUGCACUAUCCUCCGCCCGCGGCGCCCGCGCACGCCCUGCCUGGAGAGCCCCUCGUCCAUAAGAGAGACAAAGACGCUAUUUACGGGCACCCCCUGUUCCCCCUACUGGCCCUCAUCUUCGAGAAAUGUGAGCUGGCGACCUGCACCCCCCGGGACCCCGGCGUGGCGGGGGGCGAUGUCUGCUCAUCAGAGUCCUUCAAUGAAGACAUUGCUGUCUUCAGCAAACAGAUACGCCAGGAGAAACCUUACUACAUAGCGGACCCAGAGGUCGACUCAUUAAUGGUGCAAGCGAUACAAGUUCUACGGUUUCAUCUAUUAGAAUUAGAAAAAGUACACGAGCUGUGUGACAACUUCUGCCACCGCUACAUCAGCUGCCUCAAGGGCAAGAUGCCGAUAGACCUGGUGAUCGACGAGCGGGAGUCAGCUCGUCCGCCCGACACCAACGGCGAGCCUCGCUCUGCUCCCGACAGCAGCCAUGACGGCGCCAGCACUCCCGAUGUCAGACCGCCAUCAUCAUCACUGUCUUACGGUGGCGCGGUGAAUGACGACGUUCGUUCUCCGGGCUCCGGAGGCACCCCUGGACCCCUCAGUCAGCCCCCGCCGCAGACCCUCGACGCGACAGAUCCAGAUGCGAUGGGCAAAUGGUGCCCAUCUCGUCGUGAAUGGUCGUCUCCUCCCGACGUGGCGCGGCGGGUCUACUCCUCAGUCUUCCUGGGCAGUCCCGGUGAGUACCCAGGAGACGCGAGCAACGCGAGUAUCGGCUCCGGGGAAGGCACGGGAGAGGAAGAUGAUGACACCAACGGCAAGAAGAACCAGAAGAAAAGAGGCAUCUUCCCCAAGGUGGCCACCAACAUCCUCAGGGCGUGGCUGUUUCAGCACUUAACGCAUCCGUACCCAUCGGAAGACCAAAAGAAACAAUUAGCACAAGAUACAGGGUUAACGAUACUACAAGUUAAUAAUUGGUUUAUCAACGCGAGACGUAGGAUAGUGCAGCCAAUGAUAGACCAGUCAAAUAGAGCAGUGUUCUAUCCUUCAGUAUUCCCGCAUGCGGGGCCGAGCGGGGCCUACAGUCCGGAGGCGACCAUGGGCUACAUGAUGGACGGGCAGCAGAUGAUGCAUAGGCCGCCCACGGACCCGGCCUUCCACCAGGGGUACGCGCACUACCCAGCCGAAUAUUACGGCCACCAUCUCUAAUGCAACCUGCAUUCUUGUACAUAUAUGAAUAACGUUGACAUCGGCCGGGCCUAGCGCCGCCCGCGCCCCGUGCCCGCUCGCGCCGCGCUCGGCACCGCCGCGCGGGCCUCGACGCCUCACCUGACUCCGGCACGUGAUAUAUACAGGAGAACGAUGCUACAUGUACAUAAAACUCUAAAAUAAAAAACGCGACAUUUUUGUAAUAUUUGAAACAGUAUACGAUCUCCUAAAAUUAAGUUUUGAAGUCAACUUUAAUGGUUAAAGUAAAAAUGUAAAUGUUAAACGCGAAGUGACAUGGACGCUGAAACAUAACGGUGCAAUCACCUAUUAUAAAUAACGGUUUUAUCACUCGGAACAAUAGGAGCAAAGUUGAUGAAUGUAACAAUAAUGUGGUUUCAUAGUUAUCGUAUAAAUAUUUAUAGCUAAUUGUGUAUUGUUAUUACGUAAAUAUAAAUAAAUAAUUGAAUAGUUGUGUAAGUUGUAACUAUCACAGUACUUGGGUCGCUGUCGACAGAGUGGUAAUAGAUAUGGGACUUUCUUUUUGUAAAGGAGUUGUAUUAAUAGGUUUUAGGUUUUUCGAAGCAACGUUUGUUUGUUACUGAGGAGCGGCGCGGACAGGCCGCGCGGACGCGCGUGCGGGCGACGCGUGCGGGCCACUGACGUCGGCGGCCGCGCCCUGUGCGCCGCUCCUUAUUAUUUUCAAAUGUAUAACUGUAAAUUGCGUUUACGUGUUGCGUCUGUUACCUACCAACUAAUUUAUUAAAUGUAAUUAUCAAGCUCAAAUUGUACAUCUAUAACGAAUGUCAAUUUCUUGAAAAUUAAUUGUCCGCGUUUAAUUUACAGAAAACAUUUUGAAUACAUAUCUUUGAAUUAUAUAUUUAUUGUAAUGAUAUUGUAUAUCGAAUAUCGUUUCUCACCUUGCCUUGGUGUUCGAUAAUGUAGCACAAUUUGUAACCGAUGUAUACGAAUCACAAAAUGAUAUUUUACAAUGUUAAAAAAAUGAGAUUUUUAGGUCUAUUUUUUGUCUUGUGGAUGAUACCUGAUAUUGAUUGCCUUCUAUGUUACCAGGAGACCAUACACUUAAAGAUAUGCAGAUUAAAAGAAUAAGUUGAAAAAGUAUAGAGGCCGUGUUCGGCGCGAGGGACGCUCGCUUAUUUAUACUUUAAUCUGCGGAUCUUUCACACAUAUAAUAUUUAUAAUUGUGUGAUUUUCAUGACUGAUGAGAAUCUGUGAGCUUCUCCUAGAUUACAAUUUACUCCGUGGUGUUAAAAUUAACUUUUUGCGUAAAUGUAAUGGAAUUCUAAAGUAUAGUGAUUGGAGUCACCACGGGACGGCUUUACUGUGAGUGUUAAUUUAUAGAAUAAACGAUGUUUGUCAUGAACGGUGAUGACGAUCACCUCAGUAGAUGAUAAACAUCAAACAAUUAGCAACUGUAAAAAAAAACUAAAAAUAAAUAUCAAACAAUGUAUACGAUGGAAUAUUACCGCUCACAGUACAGUACUAGUUUACAAUGUUUUCCAAAAAUAUUUCACGUGAACCAUUUUAUAGUAAUGCGUCGCAUUACGGCCUUAUGUCAUGUAUACGAACGGGAGAUAUAAAAUGUCAUCAUGGUCCUAGCUGCGAUAAACUUUGAUAGCAGACUAAGUUAUCCGAGAACAAGCUUUAUUCUAGCCUAAUUAAGACCACCAUAUUGUCUUUUAACUUGCAACACGACUGUAUAUGACGUAUAUAUAAAUAUAAUGUAAUAAAGCACACUAUGUUUUCUUUCCUCAUAUUCUUUCUCUUACCUGUUAGCGAAAUAAUAAGAUUUUAUUCAUUCGUUUAGAAAUACGAAUUUUAACAAUGGAAUAGUAAGGGUUUCCGAACGUCGCUCCAGUCGUGUCGCAACUUAGCGUCUCAUUUUAGAAAGAAGUUUGUUAACUUUUGUAAAUAUUAAUCAUUAAAUAUUAUACAUACGUCAUUUUUACUUUGUAUAAAUACAGUUUUUCCCCAAUGAAGUCUCAGUAUUAAAUAAAUU
Molecule: messenger RNA, 3613 nt
Organism: Helicoverpa armigera (cotton bollworm)
Lineage: Eukaryota; Metazoa; Arthropoda; Insecta; Lepidoptera; Noctuidae
Gene: hth
Product: homeobox protein homothorax
Exons: 14
Coding region: 301-1596 (431 amino acids)
Biological process (GO): eye development; positive regulation of transcription by RNA polymerase II; embryonic pattern specification
Molecular function (GO): DNA-binding transcription activator activity, RNA polymerase II-specific; RNA polymerase II cis-regulatory region sequence-specific DNA binding
Source: RefSeq, a predicted model, not a curated record